ACAAAACUUCCGCAAAGACAAGACUCGACAAACCGGUUCAUCUCAGCACUGCCCAUGCAGGACAAAUUGCAACAUUUAUUGUAAUGAAGCAGGAAGCUGAAUGAGGUUAACAUUUUGAGUUUGAGGAGAUUUUAGAAACAGAGUCGACUUUGUUUGCUUUGCAGCAGCAGAUGAACUUUCUCUUGUAGUUUUUAGUGUUUAAGAGAAGAUGAGACUCUUUCUUCUCUACAGGCUCACAGUCUCUGCUGUUCUACUCUGGGCUACACCAACAGGUGGAUAUGUGUAUCAGGCUAUGUAUGACUGUGAGUACGGGGAAGACGACCUCUCAGAUAUGGUCUUUUUAGUGAAGAACGUGUUUAACAAGGAGAUAGUUACGCUCUAUGACUCUCGGGUUGGGAAGUAUGUUGGCUUUGGAGAAAUGGGCAUGAGGAACGCCGACCAUUACAACUCACAGCGUUGGAAAAUGGAGCUCCGAAAAAUUCAAGUGGAGAUUGUCUGCAGAUACAACGCGAAAUAUUACCAAAGGAGCAUACGCGAUAGAAAAGUGCCUCCGGUUGUCAGAGUCCGUCAGACCGAGCCAGCGGACUACGGGGAGCAGUCCGUGCUUGAGUGCAGCGUUCUGGGUUUUUUUCCUCAGGAAGUGAGGGUGAGAUGGCUGAGAGACGGGGUAGAGGUCACCAGUGAUGUGUCGUCCUCAGAUAUCAUGGCCAACGGGGACUGGAGCUUCCAGGUGCACUCCUUCCUGGAGUUAAUACCCAGGAGGGGGGAGAGAGUGACCUGCAGGGUGGACCACAGCAGCCUGCAAAAGAAUCUGGAUGUGGACUGGGACACUUAUCCGCUGGAUGCUAAACGCCUGAAGAAGACAUUGGGCAUCACCUCCUUCUGCUUCGGCUUCAGUGCAGCUGUAUUUGGAGCAGCUUACUACUGGUGGAAAAAGAGGUCCGACUUCAGCCCACUGCGCAGACAAGAUCCAACUUCUCCAGAGUUAUAAGAAAUGUCAGCAGUUUCUGGGUCUCUGCUAAAGUCCUGGAUCAUGUUAAAUGUCAAUGACAAAGCUUAUUGAACAAUACAUGCUUGGUUCUGUGGCUGAUCUGAAGUGGGGAUGACAUCGACUGUAUCAUGAGAAAACUACAUGCUGUUUACAUUUUUGAGCAGGCGGCCAACACGGCAGAACUCCUCCUUUAUCACUUAAUUCAGCCAAGGACUGAGCUGACAUUUUAUCUCUCCGCAUUGUGCCAUUAAUCCUUCAAACUUUGUGUGAGGAUACAUUUGACAUCAGUUAUGUUUCAGACUAAAGCUUACAAUAACUGUCUCACCUUGAUUUGAAAAAUUAAUUUGGAUUUAAUGGAUGGAUUUGGAUGGAUUUUCUAGGAUUAUUCUUUGGGCUUUUUAUGACUUUUAUAUUUUUUAUUAUAAAAAAUACUUUGUGUAAAGCUUGUUCUAAUUCAAUUAAACUACUUUAAGCACAGCAACUCACACCACACCACACCACAUCACACAGGGGUUUCUUUUAACCGACCACAUUUAUUCUCUCUGGCUGACUGGCAAAGAAAAGCACAGACAAAAAUCCUCAAAGGCCGCUGAAAUUCCCCAGGCCGCCCCAGAGCCAACACAGAUUAAAUACAAGUACAGCAUGUAAGGAAGCUUAACUUGCUGUGCACAGAAAGUUAACUUUUAUGACCAAUAAUACGACAACGUAUACAGGAUACCAACAGAUGAGGCGCUGAUGGCCUCGCGCUUUGGUCGCAAUAUACAGAUGCUCCAAGCGGGGGGCCCGGGUUUAAGUCUGACCUGCAGGCUCCCACAUGUCACCUGAGUCUCUACCUCCCAGAUUCCCUGCUCUAUCAACGGACCUGUCCAAAUGAAGGCAAAAAAAAAAGCUGGAAAAAAACCCAAAAGCAUACCAGUAGCUUGCAAAAGACACCAAAAACAUUUGCGGGGAACAAAAGUAUACACAAGAUAAUAAGAUAAAUAAAGGGAUAGAUGUACGUAGAUAAAAAGACAAAACAAUGAACACCCACUUCUCCCACAGGGAAUUGUACAAAAAGGGGAAAUGAUUAUAUAAAAAUAACCGAAGAGGAAGAAAACAAAGAAAGGAGAGGCUGCUAAUGACAACACAAUUUGUCCUCUGAGACAAACAUAAAACAGAAAAUUUCCUGGUAAUUUUGUGUCAUUAUAACAAGAAAACCUUCAAGAUACAGAAGCAUAUUUGACUCUGUUACAUACAGUUAUGUAAAGAUCUUCUUGCUGGUGAUGCAGAUACAACUUCAAGUUGUGAAAUCAAAAACGUACCAAUUAUUGAAAGCACACCAGUGACCCUGUGUGACAUCAG
Molecule: messenger RNA, 2332 nt
Organism: Labrus mixtus (cuckoo wrasse)
Lineage: Eukaryota; Metazoa; Chordata; Actinopteri; Labriformes; Labridae
Product: class II histocompatibility antigen, B-L beta chain-like
Exons: 5
Coding region: 209-991 (260 amino acids)
Biological process (GO): peptide antigen assembly with MHC class II protein complex; positive regulation of T cell activation; antigen processing and presentation of exogenous peptide antigen via MHC class II
Cellular component (GO): membrane; MHC class II protein complex
Molecular function (GO): MHC class II protein complex binding
Source: RefSeq, a predicted model, not a curated record